GUACGGAUACGGACGGCCACGGUUGAAUUAGGCAUAGUUGUUGGCGAUAGACUGUAGUAACAGUGUAAUGUGCUCUAGUAUUUUCAUUUCAUGUUGUAUUGUGAUGUGAACUGCUAUUAUCACUGGAGAAGGAGAAGGGUACAGUGCGGCUGUGCGGCGGCGAGAAGAGCAAGGAACCGAGGAAGCCGAAUAGAACAGAACCUAGAACGUGACCAAACUAGCUAGGCGAUCGCGUAAAUGAUAUUCUACUACAGAUGCACGAGUUCGAGUACGAGUAGUAGUCGAGUUGACUAGUGAGUAAGGUACCUACUACGAUGAUGUUACGACCGGCGGUGCGAGUCCGAGUCUGAGUCUAUAGUGUUACGUGUUACGCCAAAUCCUGAUCCGAGGCGAAAAAUCUUUCGAAAUCUCCGAUAGUGAUUGGUGAAUGGUGAUCUACGAAUUUCGAAUUCGAAUCUGUGCCGAAUGAAAAUGUCGUCGCGACGUCUCCAUCAUUGAAGUGCAAGUGCUGAUGCAUCUGUCGCGAGUGAAUUUCGUAUUGCACAAUAUAGAUUCGGCGACCAAUAUGUCGAUUUGGAAGAUUCUCUAUAUCGCGUCUUAUCUGCGUACUUUUUCUUAGUGUGUCGUGAUCGGAGUGGAGUGCUUCGACUCGGGUGUUUGUACUACUGGAGUUCUGUUCAGUUGUUGUUGUUGUAAUAUUGUGUGAUCAGUUUCGCGCGUGAUUUGCGUCUGCGUCCACAGUGAAUUGUGAUCCAUCCAAUCGCCCGAUAUGGCGAAUAUGCUCAAAGUUUUCGGCGGUCUCAAAGAUUUCUUGAAAAAAGAAGAAGUCGUCAAAGACGGCCCCAUCUUUCGAUUCCAUAACGUGUUCACCGCUAUCAUCUUGUUCUCGUGCUCGUUGAUAGUGACCGCUUCUCAACUCGUUGGUGAUCCCAUCCAAUGCAUCGUUGACGACAGUGAGAAAAGACUAAGGAAACCGAUCAAUACGUAUUGCUGGAUUACGUCCACGUUUACCAUUCCUCGAGUCCCCGGCGAGCAAGUGGGCCUUCAUGUGGCUCAUCCGGGCGUCGGGCCCGACAUCGGAGGCAAUUCGUCCAAGACUUACUACACCUACUACCAAUGGGUUUGCUUCGUGUUAUUCUUCCAAGGAGCCGCGUGCUACUUUCCCAAAUGGUUGUGGGAUAAUUACGAAGGCGGUCUAAUGAAAACUCUGGUCACCGGACUCAAUCAUUACAUGUACACUGAGAAAGAAAAAAAUAUCAAAAAAGAUACCAUCGUUCAAUACGUACUAGAUCAUGCUAAGACACAUCGUAUGUACGCGAUACGCUACUGGCUGUGCGAAUUCCUGUGCUUCGUCAACAUCCUGACGCAGCUGUAUUUCAUGAACGAAUUCUUCAACGGCGAAUUUCUGCAGUACGGAUUAGACGUGCUCAAAUUAUCGGACCGAUCGCAAGAUUCCAGAUACGAUCCCAUGAUCUACAUAUUUCCUCGCGUCACCAAAUGCACAUUCCGCAAAUACGGUCCCAGCGGUGGUCAAGUCAGACUGGACGCUCUUUGUGUUCUACCUCUGAACGUAGUCAAUGAAAAAACCUACAUUUUCAUAUGGUUUUGGUUCAUCUUCCUAGCCGCUUUAUUGACUUUACUCAUGGCUUAUCGAAUAUGCCUGAUUAUGUUCCCGGCGCUCAGACCACGACUACUGAAAACCACUCGCAAAGUCGCCUCCAGACGAGAUGCUCGUAUUGUUUCCGAAAAUCUGGACGUCGGUGACUGGUGGGUGCUCUAUAUGUUGGGUAAGAAUCUCGAUCGAAUCGUUUACAACGAGAUAGUCGUCGAUUUGGCCAAAAAAAUGGAAGACCCCGAUGGCAAACUGAUGAAACGGUAGCGAGUACCCUAGGUUCAUCUACCUCACCUAGACUAUAAAAUUCAUUUUCAAAAUAUUAUGAUUUAACAAUUGGUGAUCGUUAUUAGUGAUUUUUUUUAUAAUUCAUUUCCUUUUCUUUACGUGUAUUUUGUUUAUUUUGCAAAGAUGCGUGUAUUAUUCUCCUUUUCAAUUAUCACGUUUCCACGUAAUUUUUUUAUCUAGUUUAUUUUUAUAUUUACGUGUUUUCUGUUUCCUCGUGUUUUUUUUUCUCUUUUUUACAUUAAAUCUGCGUUUACGAGCGUUAUAAUGUCGUUUUUUUAAAUAUUAUUAUUAAAGUGAGAAAUAAUUUGUUUCCUUCAUUUUUACGCUUGUUUGUUUUUUUUUCUCUUAAAAAUAUUCGAAAUUUAUUUUUUAUUUUUAUAUUACGUAUGCUUAAACUUUUGAAAAAGUAUCGUUUAUAAAUUGAUUUAUAAUAUAGUUGAGCUAUUGUUUCUAUAUGAAUCGUAUGAUUAAUUCGUAAUUCGAGAUUUUUUAUUUUGUUAUUUUGCUGCCACAAUUGACAAGCGGUGAAUUUAUUUUUUAUACUCGUGUUUCGAUUCAGUUCGUAUAAAUAGUGUCAAUUAAACGAAAAAUGAGAUUUUAUUUCUUUUAAAAUUCAUGCAAUCGCAUUUAUUAUACUGAAUAAUGAUAUUAGGUUAUCGGUACCAUUCCUUUUAGUUAUGUUUAUAUUGUCGAUGGUUCUAUUUUUUUUUUUUUACUAUUUUUUUACUCAUUAUUUUAAAAUAUAUUUGUACAACUUUGUUCGUAAACGUUAUUAAAUUUUCAUUAUUACAAAAAA
Messenger RNA from Planococcus citri (citrus mealybug), 2696 nucleotides. It is a transcript of the gene ogre, whose product is annotated as optic ganglion reduced. Bases 770 to 1879 code for a protein of 369 amino acids. NCBI's taxonomy places the organism in Eukaryota, Metazoa, Arthropoda, Insecta, Hemiptera, Pseudococcidae. The transcript has 2 exons. The record is from RefSeq and is a predicted model, not a curated record. Gene Ontology annotation, molecular function: gap junction channel activity. Gene Ontology annotation, cellular component: plasma membrane; gap junction.